Molecule: messenger RNA, 706 nt
Organism: Lemur catta (Ring-tailed lemur)
Lineage: Eukaryota; Metazoa; Chordata; Mammalia; Primates; Lemuridae
Exons: 4
Coding region: 74-706 (210 amino acids)
Source: RefSeq, a predicted model, not a curated record
UUAUAUUUAACUUUUUAAGAAACUACCAAACCAUUUUCCACAGUAACUGUACCAUAUUAUACUCCUGGCAAUAAUGUGUAGAACCCCAGAGCCCAACGUGCUUGCUGCUUCUUUUUCUGUGGCAUACUGUCAAGAUCUAGCAGGCAGUAAAACUUUCUGGAAAGAUGUUAUUAAGGCGGCCCAACUUCUGCCCAGAACUAUAACUCUUACUGGAUAUUGUGACUGUCACUGGUUCAGAGAUCUCAUUCAGGACUGGUCGUCUAAUGUACACCAGACCACACCCAGGUCCAGCUUUAUGGGAAGAGGGAAAAUUGGAAAAAAUUCUGGCCAUGUUUCUCUUCCCAUCUUUAUUGUCUACUAUCAUCCUGGGAUUCCGAACUCAGAGCUUUGUUUUGUCCUGUUGCCGGUUACAUUUUCUCUGCCAUGGUAUGUUUCCUUUCUUGCAUUAAAACCCUAUUUUACAGGAAAAUGCUUAUUUGACAUAUUAUUUUGCCUAAUUACCCUGUCUUAUUAUCUUGGUUACCUAUGCUACAAAGGAGGGUCCAUUAUCACUCUGAAUGGAGGAAAGGAGCCUAUGAACAUUUUGAUGACCUGUGGGAUCGUUGACUCUACCGUGUCCAGAUUUUUGGAGAAAUGCCAGGGCCUAUCAAACAAGUGGGUUCACCGAGUUCCCACUGGGGGUCCACUUGAAGAAGUUUAUGGGUGA